Triticum urartu is the source of this 2527-nucleotide messenger RNA. Its product is annotated as putative galacturonosyltransferase 4. NCBI's taxonomy places the organism in Eukaryota, Viridiplantae, Streptophyta, Magnoliopsida, Poales, Poaceae. The record is from RefSeq and is a predicted model, not a curated record. Gene Ontology annotation, molecular function: polygalacturonate 4-alpha-galacturonosyltransferase activity.
GGUGCCGGUGGAAAGGAAAGAAACCACUCGAGUCCAAACCGGCGCAGCACGCAUCGCACCGCAUGGGCCGCGCACCGCUCCCACGUUACCCAUCCUGAGCCCUGACUGACUCACUGCCGCCCCGGAAUUUCGCGUCCGCCGCGCGUGCCGACGCCCGAAGCCCCCCGAACCCUCCCCGAAGCCAAGCACCCGCCGCGCCGGAAAGCAAACCCCCCUCGUCCGGCGGCGGCGGUGCAGUGCGCCGUCCGAGGCUCUCCGGCCGCCGGCUGCGGGUGCGGGGCCCACGGACAUGGCGGGGGCCGCGCGGGGCCGGCGGUGCCGGGGCGCGGUGCUGCUGCUGCUCGUCGCGUCCGUGCUCGCGCCCCUCGUGCUCUACGGCCGCUCCCCCGUCCCGUACCUCCCGGACUCCACCGUGGCGAGGGGCGCGUUCGAUCGGGGCGACGGGUCCGGCUCCAAUCUGGUGUGGCCGCAAAUGGCCGCGUCCGAGGUUUCUCUCGCCAAAGAUUUGACAAUUGAGAGGCUAGGGGAGCACAAGAACCGGGUGCUGUCGGCGACUGACGACUGGCAAGCAGUUGAGGUAGCCAGGAGCCAUCCAUCAGAAAAGAAAAUUGAUACCUGGGAGGACCCUGUGUCGCGAGAUGCUGAUCAGGUGGUUGCUGUGGGAAAUGACAGUGCUCAGUCUACACAGGAUGGCAUGAUAAAGGAAGUUGUUAGCACCGACGGACGAGCAGAUGGAUUUCGUGAUCCCGGCGAUAGCAGGGUAGCUGAAGAGCAGGACGGACAAGGGAUGGAUGAAAAAGAGUUGCAGGAUGCAACUGAGCUAGAGCACAAAGAUGGAUCUGGCGCAUCUGAGAAUAACAUUGCUGGAACAGAUACUGCUGGAAAUCUGACAUCGUCUUUGAAUAAGGAAAGCAUUGCUGAUACAUCAUCUGAUCAAACUACACAUGCUAGUGCCAAUGCUGAUCUCGCCACAUUAGUGAGUAGCACUGAUCAUUCCGCAACUUCCCCAGAUGCUACAAUCCGCAUCAUCAAGGAUCAAUUGAUAAGAGCAAAGACAUAUCUUGGUGUUCUAGCUUCUAGAGGAAAUCAUGGUACCGCCAAGGAGUUACGUGCACGAAUGAAGGAUAUCCAACGAGCACUUGGUGGUGCAACCGAUGAUGGGAUGCUUCCUCAGAAUGUCCAUGGCAAAAUAAAAGCGAUGGAGCAGACGCUGGGUAGGAUCAAGAGAAUGCAUGAUGGUUGCUCAGGUGCUGUGAACAGGCUCCGUACAAGCCUUCACUCAACAGAGGAGCGUCUUCAAUCUCACAGAAAAGAUGCCAACUAUCUAGCUCAACUAGCAGCAAAAUCUUUACCCAAAGGACUCCAUUGUCUCCCAUUGCGGCUUACAAAUGAAUAUUAUUCCAGCAACUCCAACAAUAAGGAUUUUCCAAAUACGGAAAAGUUGGAAGACCCUCAACUCCAUCACUAUGCUGUUUUCUCAGAUAAUGUAUUGGCUGCUGCAGUGGUUGUGAACUCCACUCUUGUUCAUGCUAAGAAACCAGCAAACCAUGUCUUCCACAUUGUGACAGAUAGGCUUAACUACGCUGCAAUGAAGAUGUGGUUCUUGGCUAAUCCCUUGGGUGAAGCUGCGGUUCAGGUUCAGAACAUUGAAGAGUUUACCUGGCUGAACUCAAGCUACAGCCCAGUUCUGAAGCAGUUGGAAUCCAGUUCGAUGAUUGAUUACUAUUUCGGGAGUGGGAAGGCUAGGCCGGGUGAAAAUCCCAAAUUCCGGAACCCAAAAUACCUGUCGAUUCUCAAUCAUCUGAGGUUCUAUCUCCCUGAGAUAUUCCCGAAGCUUAACAAGGUGUUAUUUCUAGACGAUGAUACCGUGGUGCAGCAGGACCUAAGUGCGCUUUGGUCGAUAGAUCUCAAAGGCAAGGUCAAUGGUGCUGUUGAGACCUGUGGAGAGAGCUUCCACAGGUUUGAUAAAUACCUCAACUUCUCCAAUCCUCUAAUUGCCAGCAAUUUUAAUCCACACGCUUGCGGUUGGGCAUAUGGCAUGAACAUGUUUGAUUUGUCGGAGUGGAGAAAGCAAAACAUCACCGACGUCUACCACACCUGGCAGAACCUGAAUGAAGACAGGCUACUAUGGAAGCUAGGCAGCCUCCCUGCAGGCCUUGUGACGUUCUGGAACCGCACUUUCCCCCUCGAUCGCUCGUGGCAUCUAUUGGGGCUCGGGUACAACCCAAACGUCAACGAGAAGGAGAUCAGGCGGGCAUCCGUCAUUCACUACAAUGGGAACCUGAAACCCUGGCUUGAGAUCGGACUGUCGAAAUACCGAAAAUACUGGUCGCGGCAUGUCAAUUACGAUCAAGUGUUCAUACGGGAGUGCAAUAUAAACCCCUGAGUGGCAAACACGCUUCAUGUAUGGUUUCGUUAUUCUUUUUUCGCUUGCUAUAGGUUAAUUCUUUAUGCUCUAGGUUUUGUAAGAUAUCUAGAGCAUCUACUAUUGUUUUUCAGUGGUAAAGGUGCCCGUUCCUCCUAUGUA